ACAGGUAGAUCGCGGUACUGGUGGAUGAGGAGAGAGCCGACUACAUGUUGUACAUAGGCGAUUGUGUCUGUAGUCAUCCACAGAGGAACAGAAUCAAACACGCAUGUCCGGUAACAUAGGACUGUCGGUGUAGAUCGUAGAAAAAACAAUAUGGAUGCUGUGUAUGUUUGCUUCUCCAUGAUAUUGGCAGGUAGCCAGGUCGUGUCAGGGUGGUCAGCGAACGGGGAGAUGUCUGUACGACAGGACUUUAUAGAGACGGACACUUACCACUAUCUCGUCCGUCCUAACGACACAGUCCAUGUCAAGGCUGGCCUAAAUAUCCUCACCAUUAACGGACUGGACAACGCUGCCCAGCAGUUCUCGGUGACUGGUUGGCUGACAGUGGAGUGGGAGGACGAACGACUGGUGUGGACCCCUGGUAACAAAUACGACACUGAUCAUGUUUACUCAACGUUUGGCGAAAUCUGGAUCCCAGAGCUUUUCGUAGACAACUCAGUGGAAGACGUUUCCGUCCUCUAUGAUGAGAAUCUCUUCCUCCGUGUCAGUCAUACUGGGAGGGUCGGCCUAGACUACCCACGGAUAUUCCAUACCACUUGUAAUGUCGAUGUGACGUCAUUUCCCUUUGACACCCAGAUCUGUGUACUGGAGCUAACUAGCUGGGCAUAUACUAUCCAAGAGUUGGACCUCGAACAUUUAUUGCCAGAAGUCAACGCCCGGCUACUCAGCCCAAACGGUGAAUGGAGCUACAUUGGUUCCAGUAUCAAUCGUGACGUCAUCAUUGAGGAAACAUCAUCCGGUCAAUCGCAAUAUGCAAUGCUGAGGUAUGCAAUGAAACUAGAACGAAUGAGGUCAUUCUAUGUGACCAACAUCAUACUACCGGUGACAUUAACUGCCAUACUGAACGUGCUGGUGUUCAUGAUACCUAACGACUCGGGGGAGAAGAUAGGCUAUGCCCUUACUAUCCUAUUGGCGUUAGCUGUUCUGCUGACCAUGAUCGCUGAUAGCAUGCCUCACACAUCAUUACACGUUUCUGUGCUGUCAUUUUAUCUGGCCCUGACGUUGUGUGUGUCUGUGUUCUGUGUCGCAUGCUCGGUCGUCAUUCUUCGCCUCUACCUGAAGGACCCCAAUGACGAAAGACCGGCCUGGGCAAAGUUAAUAUGGAAACACGUUGGGUUUUUAGUUCGACCGACUGUUUAUCCAAAUGAAAAUGAGGUUCAGCAUUUCAAUGCUAACGGAGAAGGAGAAAUGAAACCACUAUCGGCAGACACUACGGCUGUCCAGCUCGACAAUGUUGCCGAAAUGAUCCCAACAUGGGCGGAUGUCGCCAACGCUUUGGAUUGGGUCGCUUUCUUCGUCAACACUGCCAUAAUCGUCUUCGUAACUAUCCUCGUCAUGAUUAUUCUUUGUUUAUGAAACCGUAGAUAUACUAAGUAAUGUUAUCUACCAUGCUGCUUAGUUCUGAUAGUGAUAUAACCACCAAAUGGGUAAAAUAGUGAUAGUCAAAAUAAAUUUUCCUUGAAUGCUGCGUAAUCAUAACAGGAUGUUCCUUCAGCUGCAGGGUUAUGUUAUCACAGGAAUGUUUCAUUUUGAGGUAAAAUAUUGCUUAACUGAAUAGAUUAUACAUCUCUGUCGACCAAAGUGGCAUAUGCUUUCCGUUCAAGCUUCAAUGAUCACCCUAAUACGAUUAAAUAAAUCUGUGUUCCUCUCGAACUUAGGUGAUCACCGUGAUACUAUGUCAUAGAAAAGGCCUUCCUUUCACGCUUCAAUUGCCAUCCCACUACGAUAACAUGUAGUUAUGUGUUCCUUUUACGCUUCAAUGAUCACCAACUACAACUAAAUGUUCAUGCCACGGUUCAAUUAUCACGUGUUCCACAAUAUACCAUAACAAACAAAUGUGUGUUCCUGUCAUGCUUAAACGUUUGUUUAUAUUUGGCGCAUUUCCUUGCCGUACAUUGCAUGUAAAUGUAUUUUAUUAAGAAAAAUUAAUAAAACAGUCUGAGAUAAUA
Molecule: messenger RNA, 2006 nt
Organism: Pecten maximus
Lineage: Eukaryota; Metazoa; Mollusca; Bivalvia; Pectinida; Pectinidae
Product: neuronal acetylcholine receptor subunit beta-4-like
Exons: 7
Coding region: 151-1413 (420 amino acids)
Biological process (GO): nervous system process; chemical synaptic transmission; regulation of membrane potential
Cellular component (GO): membrane; neuron projection; synapse
Molecular function (GO): neurotransmitter receptor activity; transmembrane signaling receptor activity; extracellular ligand-gated monoatomic ion channel activity
Source: RefSeq, a predicted model, not a curated record